Opisthorchis viverrini is the source of this 270-nucleotide messenger RNA. RefSeq lists its product as hypothetical. Bases 1 to 270 code for a protein of 89 amino acids. The record is from RefSeq and is a predicted model, not a curated record. The transcript has 2 exons. Lineage: Eukaryota; Metazoa; Platyhelminthes; Trematoda; Opisthorchiida; Opisthorchiidae.
AUGUUUCGCGUAAGUCUAGAACUCGGCGCCCGAAAAACCAGACAGGAAUUUAUAUUCAAACCUCGCGGACCGCGUACUGGUCGUACACUGGUUGUGGCUGCCACAGUUUCGUUCACCGAUGAUUUGGGGGAGGGGGUAGGUAGCUCCGCAUUGCACGCGCGAGCUGGUAAGUUGGUGCAUAAAUCUAGCACUGUCAGUGGGUUGUCAAGCGGGGGAUGGAAAAGGGGCUAUGCAUUGAAGGCAAUAGCUUCGAUGCAUGAGCGCCGUUGA